Molecule: messenger RNA, 378 nt
Organism: Mesorhabditis spiculigera
Lineage: Eukaryota; Metazoa; Nematoda; Chromadorea; Rhabditida; Rhabditidae
Source: the annotation of a GenBank genome assembly
AUGCUUUUCGAUCGACUUCCGGUCCUUUUCGUCGCCGUCCUCGCGACUGCGGUCUUUGUUUUGCAUGCGCACGCAAUCAGAUGCUACCACUGCGCCUGGGCAUUGAAGCCUGAAAAUCUGCUGCUGGUGAAUGAGACAUGGACCGGUGCCAAUGCUCCAAAAAUGGUCGCCUCGUGUGAGAAGCCAACAUCCGCAACUCCGACCUGCGAAUCCUCCACAACCUGCGCGUCCGUCAGCAUCCCCGGAAACGUGACUGCACGUGGGUGCCCGACUGCCGUAGAGUCGCGGAAUUUGGCCAAGUUCAACCUGACGGUUGGUUGCCACAGAACAGCAGUAUGGAAUGUCUGCGUCUGCGCCGAGCGCCUCUGCAACAAAGCA